CAUCUUUAGUAUAAAUAUGGGCGAAAAUAAUGAAGUGGAUGACGAUAAAGUUUUAAACACAAGCAAAGAAACACAUAAAAAAUGAAGAAAACAGCUGAUGCAUUAUGCACGAAAAACAUGUCUGACAACGAAAAAAAUGACACAAGUGACGAUACCUGCGACAUAUGUGACGUGUCACCAGCUAAAGACACAGGAGAUGUGUUUGACUCGCCUGCUAUUAAAGAACCUGAACAUGAUGUGUACGACUCGCCAGCGAAAAUAUUCAAGAAAAUAAAAACCAAUCAUACUACAUAUUAUCCAGAUCCCGUUGAAAAAAUUCAUCACUAUCCAGAGCAAGAUUCGGAGUUUGUUUAUAACAUGAGUAAAAUUAAAGGUAAUGUUGUUAUAUUCAACAUGACAACUUUUCAGCGCUCAACUGGUCUUGAUCCGCGAGAGGGGAGUGACAAAGAUGCCGAGGAAAUUAUAGACGUUUUCAUAAAACUUGGCUUUAUCGUCGACCGAUAUGAUAACAUCAGCAAAUUGGAAAUGAUGGAAGUUGUUGAGUCAGCCGCCAGCAAUGCAAAAAAAUUUAGUUGCUUUGUUUGUUUUAUUCUUUCGCAUGGAGAAGAUGGUAUUGUGUUCGCUCGUGAUGGAAGGGUACAAAUAAAGAAACUUACAGGUGUUUUUGAGGGGUCUCAUUGGAAUGGAAAACCAAAAUUGUUUUUUAUUCAGGCUUGUCAAGGAGAUGAAUACAUGGACGGUGUUGAUUGUGUUGAUGCUCCGGGUAGGCAAAGCAAAACGAUUACCUUGCCUAGCCAGUCUGAUUUUCUGUAUGCCUACUCGACAGUGUCGGGGUUUUACUCGUGGCGAAACACAUCGAACGGUUCAUGGUUUAUUCAAACGCUGUGUCAAAUAUUGCGACAACACGCGCAUGAAUUGGACUUGUUACGAAUGUUAACGCGCUUGAAUUACUACAUAUCCGGGCGCAAAUCCAACACGCGUGAAUCAGAAACAAACAAUAAAAGACAAAUUGCUAGUAUAGUGAGCCAACUGAGGAAGGACUUAUACUUUUUCCCGCCAAAUGGACCAAUUGAUAUAAAAAAUGCUGUUUAAGAAGUAAAUGUAAAUAUACAUUUUUUUUGACAUUAUUUUUUAAAGUUGAACAGUCGCUAUACUUCUGAUAACUGUAAACAUUCGACAAGAUCGUGCAGCGAGUUUGUUUCUAAAACGUUGUUUCAAGCAAUCAUGCUGUGGCUGAAUUUGACGAUAAUGUUUUAUUAAGAAUAUUUUAUUAAUUUAUUGAAUAUGACUUUAUAUAUAAAUAUGUAUGAAACAGAUAUGUUUAUAAUACAAACGUUUUUGUGCCA
Molecule: messenger RNA, 1346 nt
Organism: Hydractinia symbiolongicarpus
Lineage: Eukaryota; Metazoa; Cnidaria; Hydrozoa; Anthoathecata; Hydractiniidae
Product: caspase-3-like
Exons: 1
Coding region: 82-1092 (336 amino acids)
Biological process (GO): proteolysis; apoptotic process
Cellular component (GO): cytoplasm
Source: RefSeq, a predicted model, not a curated record